AUGGGCUCCCUCACGCCGGUUUCCUACGGGAAGCGCAACUGCGUGGACCUAAUCGAUGAAUACGCUGCGACCGAGCCCUCGCGCACUGUCAUCUCUAUCCCGCGCUCCAAUUCCGAUCCCACCCAAGGUUGGCAGGAUGUGAGCUUCAGGGACUUCGCCAAUGCCAUCAACCGCUACGCGCAUUGGAUUGUCAGCACAGUUGGCCCCGCUAAAGAGGGCGAGUAUCCCACCAUCGCUUACAUCGGCCCAAGUGACGUUCGCUACCUGGUUACAAUGGCCGCGACGAUAAAAGCGGGGUACAAGGCUUUAUUUAUUUCACCGCGGAACAACCUAGAGAGUCAGCUAUCGCUGUUCGAAGCGACGAACUGUAAUUGGGUGCUGCAUACCCCAGAAUACACCCAAGCGGUGCAGUCCUGGCUGUCAUCGCGCUCGAUGAAAACUUCAUUGGUGGGCAGCAUCAGCGAGAUCUUUUCUCCCGAACCGGUUCCUGCUUUCCCGUUCCAGAAGCCCUCCGAUGAGAUUGAAGACAAGCCUGCUUUCGUGCUUCAUACGAGUGGAAGUACUGGGAUUCCAAAACCGAUCAUCUGUCGCCAUGGUAGUCUUGCGGUGGCUGAUGGAUAUCAUUUGCGGCCGGAAUUCGACGGCUAUCCCCAUAUCGUAUGCCAUUUUGCUAAUGUGUCAGAUCGGCUACUCUGUACAACGCCCUUAUUCCAUGCCCUUGGUCUUUACCUUUUCAUUAGUAUUUCGAUCUACUAUGGAAAACCUAUGGUCCUCCCAUGCACAGACUUGGCAAUGACACCCGACUCGAUUGUGUCGCUCAUCAAGCACGCCCGCGCCGACGGCAUUGUUAUAGCUCCUUCGGUUUUGGAGGAGAUGAGCCACGAAGACGCUGACACGGAGGUUCUGAAGGCUAUGAAAUGUGUCGUCUUUGGUGGCGGUGGCAUGGCGUCUGAAGCUGGAGAUAAACUGGUCAAGGCAGGAGUCCCGAUUUUCAACGUGAUUUCAACUACCGAAUAUGGGAUAUACCCAAUCUACGCCCAGUUGGACCUGAAAGACUGGCGAUAUUUCAUCUUCGAUGACAAAACUUUCGGCACAGACUACCGUCCUGUCGACGAGGCUUUCGAGCAAGUUAUUGUGCGUCGCGACAAGAAGCCCGGCAUGCAGGGUAUCUUCUAUACCUUCCCCGAUUUAGCGGAGUACCAUACAAAUGAUCUGUACAAGCCCCAUCCGACCAAAGCCCACCACUGGAUGCACGUUGGACGUGCAGAUGACGUGAUCGCUUUCUCCAACGGUGAGAAGCUAAAUCCGGUCACAAUUGAACAAACCAUCAGCGCGCACCCAGCCCUCAAGCGUGCUGUUGUGGUCGGCCAGGGUAAAUUCCAAGCGGCUAUCUUCCUGGACCCCCUGGAACAACCCGAAGAUGAAGCCGCUGCUCGAGAGCUGAUCGAAGAUAUCUGGCCUACCAUCGAGAAGGUUAAUCAACAGACUGUGGCCCAUGGACGUAUUGCGAAACACCUUGUGGCGCUUUCCAACCCCAAAAAGCCCAUCCCGUCUUCGGCAAAGGGCUCGCUCCAGCGUGGUGCCUUCUUGAAGCUCUACAAGGACGAGAUCGAUGCCUUAUACGAUGAUAGCAAAAAAAGUGCAGCGGUGGAGCUUUCCCUGGCUAGCAAGGAAGCACUGACUGAUUCCCUCAAGAAGCUAAUUACGACGGCUCUCGAUGUUGAAGAUAUUGAGGCAGAUACGGACUUCUUCGGUGCUGGUAUCGACUCUCUUGGAAUCAUCAAUUUAGCCAAGCUUAUAAGCGACGGACUGCGACAAGCCGGUGUUCCUUCAGACCGCACGAAGGUGGCUACUCGAGCUAUCUACGCCAACUCCACUCCCGAGAAGCUUGCCGCAUACCUCCUCGCCCAGACCUCGCAGAAUGAACCCACCAACGGCGCCACUAACGGAGUGAAAGAGUCGCAAAGAGUCUUGGAAGAAUACAGCAUCGGUCCGGUUCCUCAUAUCCCUGAAAAGCCAGCCCCCAACAACAGGGGCCAAACAGUCAUCCUCACUGGCUCCACCGGCAGCCUUGGCUCAUACCUUCUCGACCAACUCCAAACCAGCGACUCCGUCGCAAAGGUAAUCUGCCUCAACCGAGGUGCUGAUGGCCGCCAGAGACAGUUCCGAGCCAGCGAAGAGCGUGGCCUCAGCACAGAUUUCUCCAAGGCCGUAUUUCUCCAAGCCGAUCUCUCCCAGCCGAACAUUGGCCUGGAACCCGCUCUCUACAAACAACUACUGUCCACCGUAGACCGCAUCAUCCACAACGCCUGGCCCGUCAAUUUCAACCUCUCCGUCGAGUCUUUUGCUCCCAGCAUCGCUGGCGUCCGCAAUCUCGCACAAUUCUCUUUCCAUGCCGGACCUCUGGCCCGGCCCGGGCCCGUUCCCGAGUCCUCACUCCCCGACUUCGCACUCGCCUCGACCGGAUACGGACAGUCGAAGCUGGUUGGCGAUUUGAUUCUGCAGCAAGCCACCGAACACCUCGGCGUUCCCACCGCCAUCAUCCGCGUAGGCCAGAUCUCCGGCCCGCGCGCGGAGAAAGGAGCUUGGAACCGACACGAAUGGCUUCCUACAAUCAUUUCUUCGUCCUUGGGACUCGGCAAAUUGCCGCGUGACCUCGGAGCUUACUCGACAGUUGACUGGGUCCCUGUUGAAGAUGUUGCGAGCGUCAUUUUGGAGAUUUCGGGGGUGUUGGCUGAGCAAGCGCCGAAGGAUAUUACGGGACACUUCCAUAUUGUCAACCCGGCGCAUGUGCAAUGGAAUGAACUUGUUCCGGCUGUGGCGGGCUUCUACGAGAAGCAAGGGCGCAAGCUUGAGAUUGUGGACUUCAAGACCUGGGUUCGUGCCGUCGAAGAGGCUCCGGCUGACGGGGUCGAGAUUCCGGCCGUGAAGCUUUUGGAUACUUAUAAGGGGCUUGCGGAUACUCCUCAAUCCGAGGGCUUUGCUACAGCUAAGACGAGGGGUGUGAGCAAGACCCUGGAUCACUUGGGUCCUAUUGAUGCGAAGAUGACGGAGGCGUGGUGUCGGCAAUGGGCGUUUUAG
Molecule: messenger RNA, 3081 nt
Organism: Penicillium chermesinum
Lineage: Eukaryota; Fungi; Ascomycota; Eurotiomycetes; Eurotiales; Aspergillaceae
Exons: 6
Coding region: 1-3081 (1026 amino acids)
Source: RefSeq, a predicted model, not a curated record